Molecule: messenger RNA, 906 nt
Organism: Chilo suppressalis (striped riceborer)
Lineage: Eukaryota; Metazoa; Arthropoda; Insecta; Lepidoptera; Crambidae
Source: the annotation of a GenBank genome assembly
AUGAUCUUACUGGAGAUCAAUAAUAGAAUUAUAGAAGAAACUCUUACUGUGAAAUAUAAAAAUGCCCUGGCGCGUUUAAAGCCAGAGUCUAUAGAUGUGACAGUUGCAGACUUUGACGGAGUUCUCUUUCAUAUAUCUAAUGUCAAUGGAGACAAAACCAAAGUUAGAGUUAGUAUAUCACUGAAGUUCUACAAACAAUUAGAAGAACAUGGUGCAGAUGAGCUACUCAAGAGGGUGUAUGGGCCACUACUCUCGGAGACAGAGUCAGGUUACAACGUCUCCCUGCUGUUGGACCUAGAGAACAUCCCUGAGGACUGGGAGGAUGUGGUGAAGAAGGUUGGCUUACUGAAGAGGAAUUGCUUCGCUUCAGUGUUUGAGCGCUACUUCCGGCUGCAGGAGGAUGGUGAUGUGGGCCACAAGCGGGCCGUCAUCAACUAUAGGCAGGAUGAGACGCUAUACGUAGAAGCACAGGAAGACCGGGUGACGGUCGUAUUCUCCACAGUGUUCCGGCACGAAGAUGACAUGGUCAUCGGAAAGGUUUUCAUGCAGGAGUUGAAGGAGGGGAGAAGGGCGUCCCAUACCGCUCCCCAGGUUCUAUUCUCGCACAAAGAACCACCAUUAGAACUCAUGGAUACGGAAGCGAAAGUAGGAGAAAAUAUCAGUUAUGUCACAUUUGUGUUGUUCCCGCGGCACACGUGCGCGGCGGCGCGCGACAACACCAUCGACCUGCUGCACAUGUUCCGCGACUACCUGCACUACCACAUCAAGUGCUCCAAGGUGUACGUUCACUCCCGUAUGCGUGCUAAGGCGGGCGAUCUCCUGAAGGUUCUGAACCGCGCGCGCCCGCAGCCUCGCGCGCAGGAACGGAAGACCAUCACUGGUAGAACGUUUGUGCGGCGAGAUUGA